This is a messenger RNA of Cercocebus atys (sooty mangabey), 9944 nucleotides long. RefSeq names its product neurobeachin-like 1 (gene NBEAL1). Gene Ontology annotation, molecular function: protein kinase binding. The transcript has 55 exons. Gene Ontology annotation, cellular component: cytosol; membrane. Gene Ontology annotation, biological process: intracellular protein localization. NCBI's taxonomy places the organism in Eukaryota, Metazoa, Chordata, Mammalia, Primates, Cercopithecidae. The record is from RefSeq and is a predicted model, not a curated record. Bases 335 to 8371 code for a protein of 2678 amino acids.
GCCCGCCUUCUUGGCUGCGGGGUGACACGGGGCUUCGCCUUGGGAAGGGGGCGAGGGAAGCAGUUAGACGGCGGCGGGGCGGCGGCUGCGGCGCGGCACCCAAUAUUUAUUUAAUUGCCCAACUACCACCGAUGAAGAGAUGUUGGAGUGACUGCUGAAAUUGCCUUUUUGUUUUUAACCAGAGGACGGUCCAUUUGUUUCACUUCUUUUUGCUUUCCUUACUGCUAUGAGCUUUACUGUAACGGCUGAAAAACUUGGAAAAUAAAAUGAACAUGCUGUAGUCUUGAACAUAAUUUUUUUAAGGAAACUUAAAGUGCCAGAGUGAAAAGCCAGAAUGGCAUCCAGAGAGAGGCUCUUUGAACUUUGGAUGCUUUAUUGUACAAAGAAAGAUCCAGAUUACCUGAAGCUAUGGUUGGACACUUUUGUUUCUAGCUAUGAACAAUUUUUAGACGUUGACUUUGAAAAGCUGCCUACCAGGGUAGAUGAUAUGCCUCCAGGAAUAUCUCUGCUUCCUGAUAAUAUUCUGCAGGUUCUGAGGAUCCAGCUGCUACAGUGUGUUCAGAAAAUGGCAGAUGGGUUAGAGGAACAACAGCAAGCCUUGUCAAUUUUGCUUGUCAAGUUCUUCAUUAUUCUUUGCAGAAAUCUAUCAAAUGUGGAAGAAAUUGGGACUUGCUCGUACAUUAAUUAUGUCAUCACCAUGACAACGCUCUAUAUUCAGCAAUUAAAAAGCAAAAAAAAAGAGAAGGAAAUGGCCGAUCAGACAUCUGUUGAAGAAUUUGUGAUCCAUGCAUUGGCAUUUUGUGAAAGCUUAUAUGAUCCAUAUCGGAAUUGGAGACAUAGAAUUUCAGGACGAAGCCUUAGUACUGUGGAAAAGAGCAGACAGAAAUAUAAACCAGCUUCUCUCACAGUGGAAUUCGUCCCUUUCUUUUAUCAAUGUUUUCAGGAAAGUGAACAUCUCAAGGAAAGUCUUAAAUGUUGCUUAUUGCAUCUUUUUGGAGCCAUUGUAGCCGGUGGGCAGAGGAAUGCUUUACAAGCAAUUUCUCCAGCCACUAUGGAAGUUCUUAUGCGAGUUUUGGCAGAUUGUGAUUCCUGGGAGGAUGGAGAUCCUGAAGAAGUGGGUAGGAAGGCAGAACUAACUCUGAAGUGCCUUACAGAAGUGGUACAUAUCCUUCUUAGUAGCAAUUCUGAUCAGCGUCAAGUGGAAACCAGUACUAUUCUGGAGAACUAUUUUAAAUUGCUAAAUUCAGAUCAUUCAGCUUUACCUAAUCAAAGAAGGUCCAGACAGUGGGAAAACCGAUUUAUUGCUCUACAGAUCAAAAUGCUGAAUACCAUCACAGCCAUGUUAGAUUGUACAGAUAGGCCUGUUCUUCAGGCCAUUUUUCUUAACAGCAAUUGCUUUGAACAUCUCAUACGACUGCUACAGAACUGCAAGGUGUUUCAGGGACAAUUGGAUUGUUUGGCCAUAUCAACCAUUCAGGCUUUGACAGCAGUAAUGAACAAAUCUCCAGCUGCUAAGGAAGUAUUUAAAGAAAGAAUUGGUUAUACACAUAUGUUUGAAGUAUUAAAAUCCCUGGGUCAGCCACCACUGGAAUUACUUAAAGAACUUAUGAAUAUGGCUGUAGAGGGUGACCACACUUCAGUUGGAAUUUUGGGCAUUAGUAAUGUCCAACCUCUCUUGCUUCUUAUCCAGUGGCUUCCAGAACUACAAUCCCAUGACCUGCAAAUCUUCAUCUCUGAUUGGCUGAAAAGAAUUUGUUGUAUUAAUAGACAGAGUCGAACUACUUGUGUCAAUGCAAACAUGGGGAUUAGAAUCAUUGAAACCCUUGACUCGCAUUCUUCCCUCCAUCAAACUUGUGCUGAGAACUUGAUUGCAAUCCAUGGUUCCUUGGGGAGUCAGUCAGUGAGCUCAGAAGAAAUCCGUCGACUACUAAGAUUGCUGAGAGUGGAUGAAUCUGAGUCUAUUCACCCUUAUAUCACUCCUGUGACUCGAGCAAUCCUGACAAUGGCUCGAAAACUAAGUCUAGAGAGUGCCCUCCAAUAUUUUGAUUUGUCACAUAGUAUGGCAGGAAUUUCUGUGCCUCCCAUACAGAAAUGGCCGGGGUCCGCCUUUUCUUUCAGUGCUUGGUUUUGCUUAGAUCAGGAUCAAUUGACUCUUGGCAUUGCUAACAAAGGAGGGAAAAGGAAACAAUUGUACAGUUUUUUUACAGGAAGUGGCAUGGGUUUUGAAGCCUUUAUUACCCAUUCAGGUAUGUUGGUCGUGGCAGUGUGCACAAAAAGAGAAUAUGCAACGGUUAUGCUUCCUGACCACAGUUUCUGUGAUUCCCUCUGGCACAACAUAACUAUUGUCCACAUGCCUGGAAAAAGGCCCUUUGGUCAGAGCUUCAUCUAUAUCUAUGACAAUGGACAACAGAAGGUUUCUGCCCCUCUCAGAUUUCCUGCCAUGAAUGAACCCUUUACUUCCUGUUGCAUUGGUUCAGCUGGGCAAAGAACCACCACUCCUCCGCCAUCCCAAAUCCCAGAUCCACCUUUCUCUUCUCCCAUUACCCCUCAUCGGACAUCAUUUGGUGGAAUUCUGUCAUCAGCCUCCUGGGGAGGAACAAUUGAAAAAUCAAAAUUGAUUACCAAAUUGAUAUCAGCUGGAACCCAAGACAGUGAAUGGGGGUGUCCCACAUCUCUGGAGGGUCAGCUAGGAUCUGUUAUCAUCUUCUGUGAAGCACUACAACCUCCUCAGGUGAAGGCAUUAUAUUUAGCAGGUCCAAAUUGUUUAAGCCCUUGGAAGUGUCAAGAGUCUGACAUGGCCGACCUGCCUGGUAACAUCCUUCUUUACUACACAGCAAAGGCCUGCAAAAAUUCAAUUUGUCUUGAUUUAUCUACUAAUUGUUUACAUGGAAGAUUAACAGGAAACAAAGUAGUGAACUGGGACAUUAAGGAUAUCAUAAACUGCAUAGGCGGGUUAAAUGUACUCUUUCCUUUAUUGGAACAAAUCAGCCACUUUAGUGAAGGACAGAUUCCUGAAGAAAAGAAUGAAAGCACCGUUCCUGAAUCAAUAACACCUGUUGAAGGAGAUUGGCUCGUAUUGACUUCCACAAAGGCCUCAGAGUCAAGACUAGAGAGAAACCUAGUUGCAACAUUUAUCUUGAUUGUGAAACAUUUUAUUCAGAGACAUCCUAUCAAUCAGGACAAUCUUAUUCACUCCCAUGGAGUUGCAACUCUUGGUACUUUACUUCAGAAGGUGCCAAGCACCUUGAUGGAUGUUAAUGUAUUGAUGGCAGUUCAGUUACUAAUUGAACAAGUAUCAUUAGAGAAAAAUACGCAGCUCCUGCAACAAAUGUAUCAAUAUUUACUCUUUGACUUCCGUAUUUGGAACCAUGGAGAUUUUCCCUUUCGAAUUGGUCACAUACAGUAUCUUUCAACCAUCAUUAAAGACAGCAGGAGAGUUUUCCGAAAGAAGUAUGGUGUGCAGUUUCUCCUAGAUACACUUAGGAUUUAUUAUGGGAAUGGUUGUAAAUAUAAUGAGUUAUCUCUAGAUGACAUUCGAACAAUAAGGACUUCUUUGUAUGGACUAAUUAAAUAUUUUCUGUGCAAAGGUGGAUCUCAUGAAGAGAUACAAAGUAUUAUGGGGUACAUAGCUGCUACUAAUGAAGAAGAACAGCUCUUUGGAAUUUUGGAUGUGCUCUUCAGUCUCCUACGUACCAGCCCAACUAGAGGUCAGCUUUUCUUACUGCUCUUUGAACCAGGAAAUGCUGACAUACUGUAUGCAUUGCUCUUAAAUCAGAAGUACUCUGACAGACUAAGAGAAAUCAUUUUUAAGAUUAUGGAACAAAUGUUGAAAUGCACGAAUGUUUAUGAGCGUAGUAAACAACAUAUUCGACUCAGAGAAGUUGGCUACUCAGGACUGGGACUCCUUCUUAAUGAAGCACUUAUUAAUACUUCUCUUAUUAAAAACCUCACCCAUCAAAUCAUAAAUACAGAUCCUGUUAUUAAUUUUAAAGAUCUACUAUCUGUGGUAUAUAUAUCUCACAAAGCACAUAUAAAUGUUAGAGUGGCCAUCUGCAGAAAGGUUUUACACAUUUUGCAGUCCCAGCCAGAUGCAGCACAUCAAAUAUCACAACAAGUUGGUUGGCAAGACACCUUAGUUAGGCUUUUUUUAAAAGCAAAAUUUGAAAACGGAAAUACUCUUCAUAAGCACAGUAGAACUAUUUUAAUGAAAGACAAUGAUAAAAAUAUGUCAACUGAAGAUACUAAGAAGAACUUUGAUGAAAAAACAGAUGAGGAAAAAAUCACCUCUUUUGCCUCAGUUAAUGUGUCUUCAGAUCAGUGGAGUUUGGAGGAUAGACACUCUUUAGACUCAAACACACCAUUAUUUCCAGAAGAUAGCUCUGUGGGAGAAUUGUCUUUCAAAUCAGAGAAUCAAGAAGAAUUCUGGCAUAGGAACCCUUCACAUUUGAGUUUAGACCUCAGUGGAAUUGACUCAUGUGAAAUGAGUGAUAGUGGAAGUCAAGUGCCAGACAGUCUGCCUAGCACACCAUCCCCAGUAGAGUCUACUAAAUCGUUUUCUGUGCACUCUGACAAAGAAAGCAGCAUCACAAAUGAUAUGGGCUUUAGUGAUGACUUCUCUUUACUUGAAAGCCAAGAGAGAUGUGAGGAGGAGCUUCUUCAAUUACUGACACAUAUUUUGAAUUACGUAAUGUGUAAGGGACUAGAGAAGUCUGAUGAUGAUACGUGGAUUGAACGAGGACAAGUGUUUUCAGCACUGAGUAAACCAGGAAUAUCCAGUGAACUACUUCGACCAUCAGAUGAAAUAAAACUAACUUUGCUCCAAAAGAUGUUAGAAUGGGCAGUCUCAGAAAACAGAGAAGCAAAAACUAAUCCAGUAACUGCUGAAAAUGCCUUCCGACUAAUGCUGAUCAUACAGGACUUUCUUCAGUCAGAGGGACUAGUUAAUUCAAACAUGUGGACUGAGAAGCUUUUAGAGGAUUUGAUGCUGCUCUUUGACUGUCUGUCAGUCUGCUAUUCUGAAAGUCCAGUAUGGGUAAAACUGUCUCAAAUUCAGAUCCAGUUGCUUCUAGGAUUCAUUGGAAGGGGUAAUUUGCAGGUUUGUGCAAUGGCAUCAGCUAAGCUAAAUACCCUUCUUCAGACCAAAGUGAUUGAAAAUCAGGAUGAAGCGUGUUACAUUUUAGGGAAGCUGGAACAUGUUCUAAGUCAAUCAAUCAAGGAACAGACUGAAAUCUACUCGUUCCUGAUUCCCCUUGUUCGUACCCUGGUUUCCAAAAUUUAUGAACUUCUCUUCAUGAACUUGCACCUCCCUUCUUUACCUUUUACCAAUGGUAGCUCCUCAUUUUUUGAAGAUUUUCAAGAAUAUUGUAAUUCAAAUGAAUGGCAAGUUUACAUUGAAAAAUAUAUUGUACCUUAUAUGAAGCAGUAUGAAACUCAUACAUUUUACGAUGGUCAUGAGAACAUGGCACUUUAUUGGAAGGAUUGUUAUGAAGCUUUAAUGGUAAAUAUGCAUAAACGAGACCGGGAAGGAGGGGAAAGCAAGCUCAAAUUUCAGGAACUGUUUGUGGAGCCAUUUAAUCGAAAAGCACGCCAAGAGAACCUCAGGUAUAAUAAUAUGCUUAAACAACUUAGCAGUCAACAGUUAGCCACUCUUAGACGCUGGAAAGCAAUACAGCUCUAUCUUACAUGUGAAAGGGGACCUUGGGCUAAAAGGAAACAGAAUCCAAUUCAUUGGAAGCUAGCUAAUGUAGAGAAUUAUUCCCGCAUGAGACUUAAGCUGGUACCGAAUUAUAAUUUCAAAACCCAUGAGGAAGCUAGUGCCUUGAGAGAUAAUCUGGGUAUCCAACACUCACAGCCUUCCAGUGAUACAUUGCUUUUGGAAGUAGUGAAACAAGUAAAAGUUAGUGAUAUGGAGGAGGAUAAAUUAGACCUUCCUGAAGAGGAUAUAUCAGCUAGAGUAAAUGUUGAUGAGAAAGAAGAACAGGAUCAAAAAGAAAAAUUGGUAUUGAUGGAAGACUGUGAACUCAUUACAAUAAUUGAUGUAAUUCCUGGCAGAUUAGAAAUCACUACUCAACACAUUUACUUCUAUGAUGGCAGCAUUGAAAAAGAAGAUGGAGUAGGUUUUGAUUUCAAGUGGCCUCAUUCUCAAAUUCGAGAGAUUCACCUCCGGCGUUACAACUUAAGAAGAUCAGCCCUUGAGAUUUUUCAUGUUGACCAAUCCAACUACUUUCUCAAUUUCAAAAAAGAGGUUAGAAACAAAAUAUAUAGUAGACUGUUGUCACUUCAUUCUCCAAAUAGUUAUUAUGGAAGCAGAUCACCACAGGAGUUAUUCAAAGCAUCAGGAUUGACACAGAAAUGGGUAAACAGAGAGAUAUCAAAUUUUGACUUACCUCCAUUCAAAUUUCCCUGGAUUUUACAAGAUUAUACUUCAGAAGAGUUGGACCUUAAUAACCCUGCAGUAUUUCGAGAUCUUUCCAAACCAAUUGGGGUAGUUAAUGAAAAAAAUGCCAAAGCUAUGCGAGAAAAAUAUGAAAAUUUUGAGGAUCCUAUGGGAACUAUUGAUAAGUUUCACUAUGGUACUCACUAUUCAAAUUCUGCAGGGGUCAUGCACUAUCUCAUUCGUGUAGAACCAUUCACCACCCUCCACAUCCAACUUCAGAGUGGAAGGUUUGACUGUGCAGAUCGGCAGUUCCAUUCUAUUCCUGCAACCUGGCAAGCUCUCAUGGAUAAUCCAUAUGAUGUGAAAGAACUUAUUCCUGAAUUCUUCUAUUUCCCAGAGUUUUUGGAAAAUCAAAAUCAAUUUAACUUGGGUCGUCUACAAGUUUCCAGAGAAUUAGUAAAUGAUGUCAUUCUCCCCAAAUGGGCUAAAUCAGCUGAAGAUUUCAUCUAUAAACAUAGGAAAGCUUUGGAGUCUGAAUAUGUUUCAGCUCAUCUUCAUGAAUGGAUAGAUCUGAUCUUUGGCUAUAAACAGAGGGGACCAGCUGCAGUAGAGGCACUCAACGUUUUCUAUUAUUGUAGUUACGAAGGAGCUGUGGAUCUGGAUGCCUUAACAGAUGAGAAAGAAAGAAAAGCCUUAGAAGGGAUGAUUAAUAAUUUUGGGCAAACACCUUGUCAGUUAUUAAAGGAACCACACCCUCCAAGAUUAUCAGCAGAAGAAGCUGUGCAGAAGCCGACCAAAAUAGACACUUCAACCCUAAACCUGUUUCAACACCUUCCUGAACUCAAGUCAUUUUUUAUAGAGGGGAUUAGUGAUGGUAUUCCACUAUUAAAGGCCACCGUCCCCAAAAAUCAGUAUCGUUCUUUUAUGUCUCAAGGCAGCCCUGAGUUACUGAUAACAAUAAGCAUGAAUUCUGUUAUUGGAACCCAUGGAUGGUUGCCUUAUGACAGAAACAUUUCUAAUUACUUUACAUUCAUCAAGGAUCAAACUGUGACAAAUCCAAAAACUCAGCGCAGUAUGAAUGGUCCUUUUGCUCCCGGGCUAGAGGUCACUUCUAAGCUAUUUGUAGUAUCACAUGAUGCAAAGUUGCUCUUCAGCGCUGGAUACUGGGAUAAUAGCAUUCAAGUGAUGUCACUUACAAAAGGCAAAAUUAUCUCACACAUCAUCCGGCAUAUGGAUAUUGUGACUUGCUUAGCUACAGAUUACUGUGGAAUACAUUUGAUUUCUGGUUCCAGAGAUACUACAUGUAUGAUAUGGCAAAUAACACAACAGGGAGGUGUUCCUGUGGGCUUAGCAUCUAAACCUUUUCAGAUUCUUUAUGGACACACCGAUGAGGUAUUGAGUGUCGGCAUCAGCACUGAGCUAGACAUGGCAGUGUCGGGAUCAAGGGAUGGAACGGUGAUGAUACAUACCAUUCAGAAAGGUCAGUACAUGAGGACUUUACGACCACCUUGUGAGAGUUCUCUGUUCCUGACCAUUCCUAAUUUGGCUAUAUCUUGGGAAGGACAUAUUGUUAUCUACUCCAGCAUUGAAGAAAAGACCACCCUCAAGGAUAAGAAUGCAUUACAUCUGUUUUCUAUAAAUGGCAAGUAUCUAGGGUCUCAAAUCCUGAAGGAACAAGUAUCAGAUAUAUGUAUAAUUGGAGAACACAUUGUCACAGGCAGCUUACAAGGAUUCCUGUCUAUAAGAGAUCUCCACAGUUUGAAUCUCAGCAUCAACCCAUUAGCUAUGCGACUGCCUAUCCAUUGUGUUUGUGUAACCAAAGAAUGCAGCCAUAUUCUUGUAGGUUUAGAAGACGGCAAAUUGAUUGUAGUGGGUGUUGGCAAGCCUGCUGAGAUGCGUUCAGGUCAGCUUUCUCGAAAAUUGUGGGGAUCGAGCAAGCGGCUCAGCCAGAUUUCAGCUGGAGAAACUGAAUAUAAUACUCAAGAUUCCAAGUGACUGUUACUUCAUUUUUCUGUUAUGAUUACUGAAACCUUAUUUAUUGCUUUGUUGCUUUAACCACAUCUCUCAACUCUCUGCAAUGUUGCAAGGCUUUUAUCCCUGAAAAUCAUUUACAGAUAACCACAAUUUGCUGUGGUAUAUAAACUAAUUCUUGGUCUAUACUAAGAUGUAUUUGAGAAAAUACAUUUGAUUUGAUUUAGUGGCCUAUUCCUAAAGGUCAUUGUAUCCAUUUUUAAAACAAACCUAAAAUGAGAAAAUUAGGUUUAAAUUGCUUGUUAUUCCAAAUGAUAAAAUUUAAGAUUUUUCUAAUAAAAGAUUACAGAUAAUGGGACAGUUGAGAGAGAUGGCUUUAAAUACAUUCUUAAGUAAUCAUUUUUCUAUUUACUGACCACUGUAAUGAAAACAUACCAAUUUAUUUAUGGAACUCCUGAUUGGGGAUAAUAUUUUAAAGGUAUCUGUUGCACACUUGGAUUUUCAAAACUCAGUAAAAGUUACAGGUUUGCAUGGUGAGAAUAAAAUAAGAAUAUUGAAACUGGCACAUUAGCUAAUUCUACUACUACUAGCAUGUUACUAAUGAGAAGUUACUGAAUUCUAUUAUUGUCCUUAAAUAAUAAAAAUUGAGUAGAAAAAAGUGGAACUAGAGAUACAUUUUACAGAUGUAUUUCCUUAAUGAUAUAAUUAAGCACAAGUGCUAAUUGUGAUUUUGACAGUUGGGUCUUUUAAGUAGCAUUUGCAACACAAUUUACAUUUGCAAAGUUCAAAAUUUCUUGACUCUUUCUUCACCAAGCAAAUAAUACCCAAAUAUGUUGAAUUUUCACUUAGGAUAUCUGUGUGAUUGAUGAAUGAAUUGAAAAGAUAUACAUAACUUAAAAUAAUCUUUUAUAUAUAGUAAUUUAAAAUUUUCUAUUUCAUGUUUUAGGAUUAUAGCUAAUUUUAUUAUGUAAUGUUAAAUGUUAAGUUGUGCUUGAUUAUUAAGAUCUUAAAGUAAAAGUCUGAUUAAUUUGGAGUUCAAAGACAUUGUUAAACUUAGAUUUUUUGUAAGGUUAUCUUUUGAGUUGGGUCAGAGAGCUUUUACAACUACCAGUGUUAAUAAUCUGAGAUUUCAUGUGUUUGGGAGAACUUGUGAAUCCCUCUGAAACUGUGCAGAGAUUUUGUAUGUUAAAUGCAUUUUCAGGAAGGAAUGGUUACAUGGCUUUCUUUAAAGGGAUCUGUGACCAGUAAUAAUAUUAGUUUUUGUUCCACAAAUCAUAGAUGUCCUUAUAUCCAACUGUCUUCUCAGUUGAAUUUUAAGAGAAAUUUUUCCUUUGCAAUUUCGCUUUCCUGUUGACCACAGUAUCCAGUGCCCUUUUCUUUAUAAUCUUUUGAGUGAGUAAAAAAAAAUUUAAGAAAUAAAGGAUUCUGUUUAGGGAAACUUUUGAAUAGAUUCGAUUUGAUGUGAGUCAGGGCUAAUAAAAAGCUAUAGAAGAAUUUUCUUUCCAAUAAGUAAAAAUCCUCUGUUUUAUUAAGGAAAAAAUACCUAUGUUUUAGGUAAAUAACUGAAAUAAACUGGUACAACAAUUUUAAAAUAGAA